Messenger RNA from Chilo suppressalis (striped riceborer), 1650 nucleotides. Lineage: Eukaryota; Metazoa; Arthropoda; Insecta; Lepidoptera; Crambidae. The record is from the annotation of a GenBank genome assembly.
AUGGUGUCUCAAAAGAAGGGAUCUGUCAAAGAUGAGAAAGGAAAAGUUUACGGAAUAUGGGAAGUCCUGGAGAAGUUUGGAUGCUACCAGAUACUGCAGUAUUUAUACAUCUGCCUGCCGACCCUAUUUAUAACCAUGGGUCACAUUAACUAUGUCUUUGUGGUUCGAGAUGUUGCGUAUCGGUGCCGUGUUUCAGAGUGUGAUGGUGCCAAUUCCACAGUCGCAGCGGCGUGGUGGCCAAACAACACCACAGACAGAUGCUUUAGACCAAUCCAAAAGAACACCAGCUUUGGCGACUGCUCUCCUGAAAGCUUCAGCGAAGAUGUUGAGCCCUGCGACGAGUGGAUUUAUGAGGACAAAGACAGCGUCGUGUCUGAAUUGAAUCUAGCGUGCAAGUCAUGGCACAUCAACUCUGUGGGCACGGUCCACAAUUUGGGGAUGUUGCUUGCUAUGCUGAUUACAGGAUGGCUGGCAGAUCGAUUCGGUCGCAAACAUGCGCUGGUUAUCUCAAUGGUGGUCGGUUCUGUCGGCCUGCUCAAGAUCUUCGCUACGUCCUACUAUUUAUACAUCGCCAUCGAGUUCCUUGAGGCGCUACUUGGUGGUGGAAGUUACUCCAUUGCUAUGGUCCUCAUGAUAGAGAUCACGGGGAGAAAACAGCGAAUUCUCUCUGGAGUACUAUUCGCCUAUGCAAUUUACAUGGGCGAGUCCAUAUUCGCCGUUAUCGCCAUGUUUGUGCACAACUGGAAGAUGCUCGUCAUAAUUAUUUACAGUCCUCUCAUAUUGUGUCUCUUGUUGACGUUAUUGCUUCACGAGAGUCCGCGGUGGCUAAUAUUGAACGGCAAAACCGAACAAGUGAUAAGCAACCUUAAAAGGAUAGCAAAAAGUAACAAAAUUGAAUUGAACUCACAAGAUCUUAGUAAUAUAGAUGCUAAUAAACUCAAAGAGAUGUUCAACAUUGAGAAUUACGAGACCAAAGAAGGUCUGAGAGAAGUUUUUCGUUCGAUGGAGAUGAUAAAGCGGCUGAUAGUCGCGUCAUUCUGUAGAUUUACCUCGAAUUUCGUGUACUACGGUAUCAUGAUAAACUCCGUGUGGUUGCCUGGCGAUAAAUAUGUGAACUUUCUACUGUCUACAGUGAUGUCCUUCCCUGGGGAAUUGAUAUCGUUAUAUUUAAUGAAUAAGAUCGGGAGGAAGAUGCCUCUUGUCGUCGGAUUCAUAUUCUGUGGCGGACUCUGUAUAUUGUCAGCGUUUGUGCCUGAUACGCUAAGCUGGGCCAAGAUACUGCUGUUCCUGUCGGGCAAGGUGGUGAUGUCGGCGUGCUUCACGGGCGCCAUCACGUACUCCAUGGAGCUGUUCCCGACCAGCGCGCGGGGCUCCCUGCUGGGGCUAUGCGCUUUUGCCGCUCGUCUGGGGGGCAUGCUAGCCCCACUUACACCAAUCUUAAAUGACACGUCGAAGGUGCUGCCAGCUUUGUGUUUUGGCGCAUCAUCAGUGAUCACUGGUCUGUCCGUCAUACUGACCCCGGAGACGAAACAUUUACCCCUGAUGGACACCAUAGGGCAGGUGGAGGUCAGCGUCAGGAAGACCAAAGACAAGACUGAUAAUGAUAAUGCGGAUGGUAUAGUUAACGACGGCGCUUCUAUUAAAUUUUAA